CCCGCCCGGGGGAGAACGCCGGGGACAGUGGGUUUCCCUUCCGGAGUAUCCGCCGUUCCCCCCGCCCGCCGGGUGCGCUUCCGGCUCCGUCCGGGGGGCCCGUCCCUGGCGCCGCUGCCGAGAGGAGCGCGGGGCCCAUGGAGCCGCGGCUGUGAGGCGCCCCCGGCCCGGGCCCGCUGCGGGAGCCGGGCGGAGGCCGGAGCCGGGAGCUGCCGGAGCCGGAGGAGAUGGACAAACUGACCAUCAUCUCAGGAUGCCUCUUCCUGGCCGCCGACAUCUUCGCCAUCGCCAGUCUGGCGAACCCGGACUGGAUCAACACCGGCGAGUCCGCGGGUGCUCUCACAGUUGGCCUUGUGCGACAGUGUCAAACCAUCCAUGGACGUGACAGGACCUGUAUUCCUCCACGGCUGCCUCCUGAGUGGGUCACUACGUUAUUUUUCAUCAUUAUGGGAAUCAUUUCACUAACUGUCACAUGUGGUUUGCUGGUGGCUUCCCACUGGCGAAGAGAAGCUACUAAAUAUGCCCGCUGGAUAGCUUUCACUGGAAUGAUUCUAUUCUGUAUGGCAGCCCUAAUAUUUCCAAUAGGAUUUUACAUCAGUGAAGUUGGAGGUCAACCGUAUAAGUUACCCAACAACACAGUGGUUGGGUCUUCGUAUGUACUGUUUGUCUUAUCCAUUUUCUUUACAAUAGUUGGACUUUUAUUUGCUGGCAAAGUUUGUUUACCUGGCUGAUGAAUGUCUGAACUGCGGGACUUUAUUUUGGAAAAGAGCAAGACGUCAGAAUUGCAUUCUCAGGAGGAUGCCUAGAUCAGACUGUCAGACACUUACUGAAAAGAGGAAUGCUUUGACUUGUUCUCACUAUGCACUUUGGAUGAAAAAAAGGAGAGCCUUUCCCAUAACCAAAUACAGACAACGCUGACUAAUCUCCUGAGCAUAUUUUAAUGCAGUCAGGUCUGCACUGUGAUAGGAACUAGUGAAGAAUGCUUUACACUGAGAAGCAUAACACCCCGUGUUACUGUACUGUUCCUGUUUUUAACGUCUAACGAUUUGGAAGUCAAAGUAUUUAUGAACUUUGUGGUAGACCAGAGGGUUGCAGAGGAAUUCAAGUGAGGCUGGCCUCGCUGUUUAGGAGAUUAGUAUUUUACAUCUUCCUUCUGAUGAGCAAAGCCUUUGGCACCAAUGUGGAUCAAUCUUGCAUUACUGCACCAAGAAGCCAAUAGAUCAAAACAUGUUCUCUAAAUGUAUGUAAGAGCAAGAAAACACAUCCCCUGCUCCCCCAUAAGCUCUAGAGAAACACUAAGGAACAUUUUAGAGGGGGAUUUCUUCCUUAUAUUUAUAUAAAUAUAUAUAAAUAUAUAUAUAUUUUGCUGAUGCAGUAUACAGUGUGUGUGUGUAUGUGUGUGUGUGUAUAUACACAUAUAUGUAAUAUAUGUAUAUACACACAAAUGGUUCCUGGAAAAGAACUCAGAACGCUUUGCUAGCAAAACACUGUGGUGUGCAAAACUAGGACUCAAUAGAAAAAAGCCAUUUCUCUGAAGGCCACAUAGCUGAGAGUCUUCAGUUUACCUCAUUCUUUGUAGCAGCCCUUGAUUUUAACAGUUUUUGUAAUAGGUACAAACGAUCCCAUGCCUUUCUAGGUGCAAUUUUAAGUUAAGCUAAAAUUCUUUUUAUGGUAAUUUAUUUGUAUAUGAGGGUAGAAGGUGAGAUCAUGUCAUACCUUAAAAUCCUAAUUUUGGGAAACUGACACUAUUUAAAUUAUUAGCAACUGUUGUACAGAGAGUCUCUUUUUCUACUGUGUUGUUACAUUAGCAUUCAUACAUGUUCAAGCACAGCAUUUUACCAUAGGUAAGCAUUUCUCUAGCACGUGUAAAAUGCAAUGCUCAAAGUAAUGCAAACACUAUUCCACUGCAAAGAUGAAUGAACUUAUUUUCACUUAAGUAUUAAAAUGAGCAAUAUAAUUGUUUAAAUAAUAUAUGCCUUGUUUACUGAAGUUGUUAUUUUAAAUGCGGAUUUAAGGGCCACCCAAAUUUGGAGUAAAUAUUCUUCACUAAAGGUAGUUUUAUUUUUCAGCACAAAGAUAAACCUUGGAAUCCAUAGAUGUCAUAAUUCACUACCCAGUCGAACCUUGCAGGAAGUACGAUUUAGUGUCCCAGGAAAGCUACCCUUAUUAGUACUGUCAGUAUUUCUUUUCCAGUUAAUACAUAGUUUACCUAAGAUUCAUUAUGAAAACAAAAAAAAAAAAAUCUAUGUUUCAAGUGCUGUUUCACUGAGCUUAUUAGAAGAACUGCAUUACUGAAUACACAUUUUCCUAACAUCGUAGUGAAAGUGUAUUUUAGAAUGAGGUUGUUGUUAAAAUAUAAUCAGCAGUUUCCAGAAUAAUCAUUUAUCUGAUAAGCUUAAGUGUUUGAAAAUAAGACAAUUUGCACAAUUCUUUUAAACUGUGUGCCAUUCACACCCUAGUGGGUCCCUGUCCUUUUCCUCCAUCUCUUCUCUCUCUCCCUCCCAAAGGUUAUUUGCUGCAUUAAGUGUUUUUUCUUCUGACAUUUUUUGGCAAAGUUGUCACCAGGGUUGUCUAUAAGCAACUUUUUUCCAGUCAGCUCACUCACAGGUAGAAGGAGGUGUUUACGGAUCACUAGAUUUUUCUAAAGUAUAUUAAUCUGUAAAUACAGCCAGGCACCGGCUUGGAAGUAAUGGUUUAAAUAUGAUUUGGUUCCUAAUUUAAGCCUUCAUCUGCAUUGAGCCGCCUGAAGUCCCCAGUGAUGUUGGUGGAGAUAAAACACAGGGUUCAGCUGCUGGAUGUGUGUCUAAAUUUCAGGUGUUACCACUGCUGUAUUCUAAGCUGAAGUAUUCACUAAAACUUAGAUCAUAAAUUAUGAUUUUUUGGGGAAAAAAACCCCUCUUUUUAUCGGAAAUGUCACUCUUGUAAAUAGUUUAGGAGACUUUUGUAACUGGAACACAGGGUGGGGGAGUUUCUCAGCUGCUAGGAUUUCCCCCUCCCCCGCCCCAGCUUACCUAUUCAGUUAUAGUAACAUCAUGUAUACAGUGGAUUUAGGCUUAAAUGGAUCAUCAUUUGAUAAAAAAAUGUAAACACUUAUCUUGGAGCAUACCCAGACUGUGGCUGGGUGGCUGGAAAUGUAUCUGAUCUGCCAAUGCUAAAAUCAUUUAAUAUGAAUUAUUAAAUGAUAGCAGAGAUUUAACAAGUAAAUUGGUGAAAUAUUUGAGCAUUUUAAAUCCAGAAAUAGAUGCAGCCAGCUGCAUUUAAAAAACCCAACAACUCCACUCAGUAUUUGAGGAGACAGCUGUCAACAGUUGCUUUUAAUGAGGUCACUAAGUACUAUAUAGUACAGUAUUAAUUUAUAGCAGAAAAAAUCAUAUCUUGUAAACUGUAUAUAAAACACUGUUUUAUGGUGCAAUCAUUUGUCAAACUUAUGUCUGUUACUUUUGUUUUAAAGUGUGCAUUUUUUUCAUACCUAAGAGCAUCACUGUAAAAUCUGCUGAGGACUAUUUAUAGGUUUUAUUUGCACAAGGUUUUGUUUUAAACUACAGGAAGUUCGUACUGAACAUGCCUAAACUUCUGUAGAGUUUUUCAGUUCAUGAAAAGCAAAUGUUUCCAUGUGAAUCUUCUCCAAAGGUAAUCCCAUAUUUGUGUUGAGUGUUUACAUAAACUUUUCUGAUUCUGCCAGCCAUUAUUUUUAACUUUUAAAGGACAGCUCAUUUCAUAUCUCACUAGAGAGUCUUACUUAAGUCUUUUGCUUCAAAGUUCCCCCAAAGGUUUGAUGUCCCAUCAUAAUGUAAUUUAUGCACACUUUGUCAUUUAUUUGGCUAACAACAUGUAAGACUGGAAACUCAAAAUACCUUCAGAAGGAAAACUAAUUCAUUUGUCUCUAUAAAUCUUAUCCUUGAGUUCAGCUGAAAUAAUCGCCUGGAAGCUGUUUGUCUCAGACCUGGGGAGGGUAUGCUUCCCUGAAGGCACCAUUUUAACCAUUUAACACCAUUUAUGUUGUUAAUCUUGCUGGCGAGCGACAGCAGUUUUCCAGGGACGCUGGUUGUGUGCAACACCACUGAGCCCCAACCUCUGGCUGAGGUAGAGCAGCCAGGCUAGGGCUCUCCUGUCAGACCUGUGUUUCAGAGCCGUUGUUUAACCACUUCAGAACACAACUGUAGAUGACUUUUCGCCCCAACACCCAAGAAAUGAAAGCUGUCCUUUAAAACCUUUGUGAAGGAUGAAAAUAAUGAAGGAAAUGGUGUCUGCAAGCGGGUUGUCCUGCCUGGGCGUCGCGUCGCUCCCCGCCCGAGGCCUGACCGUCUGCGUCCCACGCCCCGGCCUUUACUGAGGAUUGUUUUCUAAUUGGUUAGAGCAUUUUUCAAUUAAUGAUUUCCGAACAAAUGUUAAUACAAACUGUAUAAAAUGAACAUAAUUUUCUUCACUUGUAUUUUUGUUAUUGAGCAAGUUUAUCAAAAUAAAUUGUCUACUAAACCGACUGGCCCCGCCCCAUCCCGUCCCUCAGGUGUCUCCUCAGAUCCGGUCUCCCGCCCACCACCGCCCCGGGGCGGCGGGACGCGGUGCCGGCUCCUCCCGCUUGGGGCCGGCCCGUCUCCACCGGCAACGCCGUAACACGCCGAGCGGGGCCGGAGGAUGGGCGGGCGGCUCCCGGGUCCUUCCGCGUUGCCGGCAGCCGGCCCGCUUGGGGGAAGGGUCGCUGUGUUUUAAUUUGCUGUUGUUCUACAUGCGAUGUAAUUAUCAUGCUAGGUCUGUUUGAAUAAUGGAUACACACAUCAAGAAAAUGGCACAGUUGUUGGACAAUGAUCAGGUUUUGGAAAAAGCUGGGUUGACCACAAAAUCCACUCUGCAGGGUGUUCAUCCACCAUGCCAAGAUUUUACUAUGUCACGUCCAGGACCAGAUAAUGGAUCGCUGGUCAUACAUAGCAGCAAGACAAAUGAUCUGCUGAGAGUACAAAUGAAGGAAAUACAGUCUGAAAAGGUGCAAACCUCUGAAGAGUGGCUAAGAAACUACAGUUUAGAAUCCUUGCAAUUAACAUUAGAGCAUCUGGUAGACGAAGGCAGUAUUGUUUUUGUUCCAGGAAUUCAAGAAAUGGUGUUGAAGAGAUAGAGUUUACAGAAGAGACUGUUACUGAUUUUGAGUCCAGACUUUCUGAGAGUGCCACUACUUCAGCAUACCUCACUGUGUCAAGUCAUGAAGGUACAGAAUCUUCCGAAGGUCCACCUUCAGUACUUGGGCCCUGAACCAUCCAAGCAAACUGUCUGCAGAUCUGGUUUAAAAAAGAAGUAGUUUUUGUGUUUUGAAAAAGCAAAACUGUUUUCCCCUUUAAAAUGUUGAUUUAAACUUUCUGUUUAAAUUGUAAAAACUAUGCAUGUGGUAUUAAAAAUCAGUUGGUUGAAGCAAAACAAUUUUAGAAGAAGCAAGCACUUUGUUUUACCUCAGGUUUUACCUAUUUUGAAAUGGAAAUUGUUGAAAGUUAUGCUGCAGUUAGUCUGGCACUUCAGUGAGUGUGCUGCCUUUCAAUCACAAGCUUAUAUUUCAUGAAUGUCUUAAGCAAUAGUGUAGGUUGUAUUAAAUACAUUUCCUGACAGUAACCUGUGUGUGCUGAACUAAACUCAGUUUUGCCUGAACUUCUGUUGUUCACACAUACACAUGGUAAAUACCCCACUCCCACCUCUGAACAGAAUAAGCCAGCAACUGAUUAGAAAACAUUCCAGUGUUCUGUUUUUUCAGACAGCCACAUAUUUAAUCAAACAACUUUAGGAGAAGUAGUAUUUAAAUGGUUAACCCUGCAACCAUCAGUUGUAUGAGAACACUGGCAACAGCAGUUUUAAAUGCUGCUUCUCACAGAUUUUGCAUCUGUGAGAAGAAGGAUGUGAUGAAGACAAAUGGUUGAUUGUAACAUUGAUGCACAAUGCAAGAGAUCGCCUUAGCUAAAUGUGUGCUAUGCCUUUUGUCAGAGUGAUUGAACUUUAUCAGCAGCGAAUUCAGUGGCUGUUGCAGGACAGCAGAAAGGUAACUUUAACUUUGCAGUAUGCUUUUAGAAUGGAACUGUAUAUGGCAUUAAAGAAUAAAUUAAUUUUUGAAUAUUA
Messenger RNA from Strigops habroptila (Kakapo), 6093 nucleotides. It is a transcript of the gene MOSMO, whose product is annotated as modulator of smoothened. The record is from RefSeq and is a predicted model, not a curated record. Bases 228 to 731 code for a protein of 167 amino acids. NCBI's taxonomy places the organism in Eukaryota, Metazoa, Chordata, Aves, Psittaciformes, Psittacidae. Gene Ontology annotation, biological process: negative regulation of smoothened signaling pathway. The transcript has 9 exons. Gene Ontology annotation, cellular component: ciliary membrane; Golgi apparatus.